AUGAAGGAGCGGCAGCGCUGGCAACCCGAAGAAGACGCCCUCCUCCGCGCCUACGUGAAACAAUAUGGGCCCCGAGAAUGGGCCCUCGUCUCGCAGCGCAUGGGCCAGCCCAUCAACCGCGACCCGAAAUCCUGCCUGGAGCGCUGGAAGAAUUACCUCCGACCCGGCCUGAAAAAGGGCUCGCUCUCCCCGGAGGAGCAGUCCUUGGUCAUCGAGCUUCAGGCCAAGUACGGCAACAAGUGGAAGAAGAUCGCCGCCGAGCUCCCCGGCCGCACCCCAAAACGCCUCGGCAAGUGGUGGGAGGUCUUCCGCGACAAGCAGCUCAAACACCUCUCCAAGCUCCACCCCUCCGCCGCCGCCGGAACCGCCGCCUCGUCAUCCUCGUCCACCCCGCCAGAGGGGAAUAUUCCGAUUUCCUCGCCGGAAAGAGCCGCGCAGGGGCCCUACGACCACAUCCUGGAGACGUUCGCCGAGAAGUACGUCCAGCCCAAGCUGUACACUCUGACGGUGGAACCCGACCCGAAUAUUUCUCUCGGGUCGGGUCUGCCGCCGUGGAUGAACCCGCCGUCCGCUACCACCUCCACGAGUUCCUCCGCGACGGCCUCACCUUCGGUGAGCCUGUCGCUGUCGCCGUCGGAUCCGGGUCACGACCCGGACCCGACCCGAGUGGGGAUGAUAGUGCAGUGGUGCAAGGAGGUGGAGGAGGGGAGGCAGAGCUGGGUGCAGCACAAGAAGGAGGCGACGUGGCGGCUGAGCAGGCUGGAGCAGCAGCUGGAGGCGGAGAAGGCGAGGAAGAGGAGGGAGGCGGUGGAGGAGGUGGAGGCCAAGAUAAGGGCGUUGAGGGAGGAAGAGGCGGCGUUUAUGGGGCGGAUUGAGAGCGAGUGCAGAGAGCAGAUGAGUGUUUUGCAGAGGGAGGCGGAGAGCAAAGAGGCCAAGCUGGUUGAAGCGUGGUGUAGUAAGCAUGUUAGGCUUGCUAAGCUUGUUGAUCGGAUUGGGUCAUGGCCAUCCUUCUCAUACUAGUCAUGGGUUUAGCAGUUGAGUUUAAACAUAGUGUAACUGGUUAGUUGUUCUCUGCAUGUUAGUUUGUUCAAUACUUUGUGUUAGAGAUGGGAUCAUUAUGAUGAGCUUUAUGUUCUUCAACGUUUCCUUGUGUUUAACUUGAUUCAAGUACAAUGCAUUCAGAUUUGAUGCAUCGGAAGC
Molecule: messenger RNA, 1200 nt
Organism: Fragaria vesca subsp. vesca
Lineage: Eukaryota; Viridiplantae; Streptophyta; Magnoliopsida; Rosales; Rosaceae
Product: protein rough sheath 2 homolog
Exons: 1
Coding region: 1-1020 (339 amino acids)
Source: RefSeq, a predicted model, not a curated record